AUGCAGGCUGCUGUUACCCCAAAGCUGUGUGGUGCAGCGGACGCCAUUCGUCUUCAGCUAUACUAUCGGGAUCACGAAGCUAUCUUGGUCAGGUCAGCUGCAUCCUCUCCUCCCACUCUCCUUCCUGGCUCAUCAGCUGCAUCCUCUCCUCCCACUCUCCUUCCUGGCUCAUCAGCUGCAUCCUCUCCUCCCACUCUCCUUCCUGGCUCAGUCAGCUGCAUCCUCUCCUCCCACUCUCCUUCCUGGCUCAUCAGCUGCAUCCUCUCCUUCCUGGCUCAGUCAGCUGCAUCCUCUCCUUCCUGGCUCAGUCAGCUGCAUCCUCUCCUCCCACUCUCCUUCCUGGCUCAGUCAGCUGCAUCCUCUCCUCCCACUCUCCUUCCUGGCUCAGUCAGCUGCAUCCUCUCCUCCCACUCUCCUUCCUGGCUCAGUCAGCUGCAUCCUCUCCUCCCACUCUCCUUCCUGGCUCAGUCAGCUGCAUCCUCUCCUUCCUGGCUCAGUCAGCUGCAUCCUCUCCUUCCUGGCUCAGUCAGCUGCAUCCUCUCCUUCCUGGCUCAGUCAGCUGCAUCCUCUCCUUCCUGGCUCAGUCAGCUGCAUCCUCUCCUCCCACUCUCCUUCCUGGCUCAGUCAGCUGCAUCCUCUCCUCCCACUCUCCUUCCUGGCUCAGUCAGCUGCAUCCUCUCCUUCCUGGCUCAGUCAGCUGCAUCCUCUCCUCCCACUCUCCUUCCUGGCUCAGUCAGCUGCAUCCUCUCCUCCCACUCUCCUUCCUGGCUCAGUCAGCUGCAUCCUCUCCUUCCUGGCUCAGUCAGCUGCAUCCUCUCCUUCCUGGCUCAGUCAGCUGCAUCCUCUCCUUCCUGGCUCAGUCAGCUGCAUCCUCUCCUUCCUGGCUCAGUCAGCUGCAUCCUCUCCUCCCACUCUCCUUCCUGGCUCAGUCAGCUGCAUCCUCUCCUCCCACUCUCCUUCCUGGCUCAGUCAGCUGCAUCCUCUCCUUCCUGGCUCAGUCAGCUGCAUCCUCUCCUCCCACUCUCCUUCCUGGCUCAGUCAGCUGCAUCCUCUCCUCCCACUCUCCUUCCUGGCUCAUCAGCUGCAUCCUCUCCUCCCACUCUCCUUCCUGGCUCAGUCAGCUGCAUCCUCUCCUCCCACUCUCCUUCCUGGCUCAGUCAGCUGCAUCCUCUCCUCCCACUCUCCUUCCUGGCUCAUCACUGGUAA
Molecule: messenger RNA, 1206 nt
Organism: Penaeus indicus
Lineage: Eukaryota; Metazoa; Arthropoda; Malacostraca; Decapoda; Penaeidae
Product: polycystin-1-like protein 3
Exons: 4
Coding region: 1-1206 (401 amino acids)
Source: RefSeq, a predicted model, not a curated record